Molecule: messenger RNA, 4231 nt
Organism: Patella vulgata (common limpet)
Lineage: Eukaryota; Metazoa; Mollusca; Gastropoda; Patellidae
Product: ankyrin repeat and SAM domain-containing protein 3
Exons: 13
Coding region: 102-2807 (901 amino acids)
Biological process (GO): innate immune response
Cellular component (GO): cytoplasm
Molecular function (GO): protein binding
Source: RefSeq, a predicted model, not a curated record
CCGUGUUGUGUCAUGGCGGCUAAAAUUGUCAAUUUCAUCCAGAUCUUUGAUAAUUGAGGAAAUUGUGGAGUUAAAUUAUCAAGUCAAGUGACAAAUGCAACAUGGCUUCAGAAUUAGCUUAUGAAGCAUCCGAUGAAGCAUCUGAAAAUGAACUUCUGGAUAAAAGUUUAUCAGUAUGGAGGGGUUGGAAUCCAAGUGUAAUUGACAAGGAUGAUUUCUCACCAGUUAGAAUAGAUAUACACACAGCUUCUAGUAUCGGACAAUAUGAAUCAGUUAGAUCAUUAAUAAACAAGGGUGAAGUUGAUAUUGAUAAAAGAAAUAGAGGAGGAUGGACACCAUUGAUGUAUGCGUGUUAUAUCGGUCAUGAAGCUAUUGCUAAAUUAUUGAUAGAUGCCGAAUGUGAUAUUAAUAUGAAGAAUAAUAAAGGACAAACUCCGUUAAUGCUUGCAGCAAGUUGUGGUAACGAGGCAGUUGGUCAUCUUCUAGUCAAGCAUGAAGCGGAAUUAGAAUCUUUAGAUAAAAAAGGAUGGACAGCUUUAUUUCAUGCCACAAACUCAGGACAUCAAAACUUUGUCAGAUUUUUACUUACAUCAGGGGCUAAUAUGGAUGCUGUAGUACCAUGUAGUGGUGUAACACCUUUAAUGGAGGCAGCAGCUGAAGGCCAUGAAAUUAUUGUUCAACUCUUUCUACAAUUUGGUGUCAAUGUAAAUGCUAAGACAUAUAAUGGUGAUAUGGCUAGAUCUGUAGCUUUAAUUAAUGGUUAUAUGAAGAUCGUUAGUCUUAUAGAUAAUCAUUUGAUGCCACUGAGUAUUAGGUCAGGACCAGCUGACUGUAGUUCAUCUGAUGAAGCUGUUAGACGACCUCGACCUCAGAAUAUGCGAGGUGUCAAAAUGAAAAUAAAAUCUGGACCUAGUAUUCGUGAUGGUCCUGAUGCUAUAGCUAGAUUAAUCGAUAGAUCGAAACCAUCUAAUACCUCACAUCAAUUAACAGUCGAGGCCUGUGUACCAAAAGGUUAUGUAACUUUUCCCCAGAAUACUGGUGAACAGAAUGACGAGACCCAGUUAUCAUAUAGAGAUGUUACCUCACCUAUUAAUCCUGAAGAUUAUACUCUAGAUAGUUCUGGUGGAAAGGAAUCAUAUGAAAAUGAAGAGGAUAGCAAUGCUUUCUCUAAAACUGGUGCCAUUACCAUCAAGAGCAGCUCAAGUUCAAGUGGUGGAUUAGUAGCAGCUCUUGGCCUGAGUCGAGAUAAUAGUCUAGAGAGUGAUGACUUCCCUCCUCCAUGUCAACAUACCAACAAUCUCCAUAGAAACAUUAGUCAAGGCAUCCAACAGAAUCACUAUGGCAAUAGUAUGUAUGGUGGUGUGCCCAUAGCAACUCUAACUCCAUCAAGUAGUGGUGAAGAUGAAAUCGAUCAAAAGCAUGUGACAAAUGACAACCAAACUAUAUUGACUCCAUUUAAUCCUCAUCAACGACUUGAAACUAUAAUGGGAAAUCAUUCAAAAUUAAAACAAUUCUCAUCUGCUCCUAGCUCGGAAUCAAAAUAUGACAGCGUUCAAGACAACUUAAACGCAGUAAGGGAAAAUUUAAAAGUUCACUGUGAUAAUAUUGAAGAAAUAAAAACAUGUCCAGUUUCGGCCGAUUUACAGCUUGAAACCAAUUACAGAAGUUUAGUUUCUGCGUUCGACAAUCAUCUUAACUCGGAAAAUAUUUGGAAAUCACAAAUGGGUCACAUACGUACAGAUAUGGCGUAUUCACCAGACACAAGAGAUUCAGGUAUUUCUACAAAUGACACAGAAGAUUACAGUGUGGCUGCAAACCCACUAACCACGGGAAUUUCUGCUUCAUUAGUGGUAGAUAAUUACAGCUUACCUCAUGAUACCACGGUUAAUAAACAUCCUAGUGUUUUAUCAAAUACUAUAGCAGACAACAUCCUCGGCGUUGAUUCUGCUGCUACCGAGACAGUUCAAAAUAUACAUACUGUGGUUGCUAGUAGCAAUAUGAGUGAUGUUAUACCGGGAGAUCCCAUAAUUCCACCCCUAGCAACAGGUAUGUUUCCAGGGCAACCAAUUAUCCCACCUAGUUACCCACAAGAUUUAGCAUCAUUAUUAGAGAAACAUGGAUUGUGUAAAUAUUUACCAAUAUUUGAAGAACAAGAUGUUGAUUUAACCGUGUUUUUAUCUCUCACAGAUAAUGAUCUAAAGGAGGUUGGCAUUAAGUUAUUUGGACCAAGGAAGAAAAUGACGAAUGCUAUUGCACGUUGGCAUAGUAAUGCACCGUUAUCAGCUACUGGUCUAGAGAGAGCGUAUGCUGACAGAUUAGAAGGUGAAAUGCAGGAGAUGGCCAUACAGUUAAAUCAGACGUAUAAUAAUGUAGAGAAAUUAAAAGCCCAGAUACAACAAGAGAAACAGUUACGAUCUGUUACAGAAGGUUGUUUAUUAGAACAACAAGAGGCGUGGCAGAAUAUUCAUCAUAUUGUUAUAGAUACUAAAAAACGUUGUGAUGGUAUGAAAGAUAAAGUAAAAAAAGUCAGAGUUUGUUUGAAUGAUUUGAAGGAGAGUAUGGUGAAGAACCAUUGCAGUGGAAAACCAGAACAUUCUACAGUAGAAACACAUAGUUCAAAAAUACCAUCGAUAAACAAUACAAAAGAAAGCAAGUCAGGGACAUCAUGUUCGGUAGAUUUUACUUUUAGUAAACUUGACAAGUAUAUUAAAGAACUUUCACAAAACAUUGCCAUGGUUACCAUGAAUUGUGAUCAUAUAUCCGAUAAAUGUGUUAAGUCACGAGAGGUGGAUCAAAGUUUUUCUUAACGUAGCAGUUGCCGUUUUUAUUCUGUGAUGGAAAUGUUAUAAAGAAAUGCUGACUUGUUCUAAAUAUGUAGCAUGCCCACUUCUUAAUUUGCUGAUUUCAGUACACAGAAGUAUUUAUGAAUUCUUGUAGUAAUGUGCUACAGAAUUAACAUUUUGGUCAAUUUGAACAUUUCCUGAAAACAAUUUAAUUUGGGUAGAUUUAUUCAAAGUACAAAUUAUUUAUGCAUAGUAGUAUUAUUUCAGCCAUAUAUUUACCAGUUAAAACAUUGAAAGCUAACAAUACAAUAUAUACAGUUAAAUUCAUACUAGAGUGUAAAAAGCACUUACAAAUGAAUGUAUUAUUUAUUAUUUGAGUUAAUAUUAAGAAUUGAAGAGCCCCAGGGAAGAACGAUCUAAGUCAUUUUUUCAACGAAACCCAGUUAAUGGCACCAUCUGGUAGCAAAUUGUAUAAGCUUUCUGUGGAGGAACUAAUUUUAGGUAAAAACGAUCGGAGUCACAUCGAUCCAAUGCCCUUCUAAAAUGGCUCCACGGACAAAUACAAGUCCAUCGUACCCUUUAUUUGACCGCAAUUUGCCUGAAAAGUGGAAGUCAGUUGUUGUACUGGUAAUUAUGAUUCGUAUUAAACAUCAUUUUGAAGUUGUAAUUAAACCCACUCAUUGUUUUGUUCGCAUCAAGCAUUCUAGUCCAAAAGUCUGUUUUGCCUUUUAUGCGAAAAGAUAAAAAUGUGACUUAGAUCGUUCUUCCCCAGGACUCUUCAAUUGUCAUAUUCUUGGACAUAUCCAUAUAUAAAUUUUCCGGUCAAUGUUAAUAACGUCGUAAAUACCAUUAAAUUUAUAGUUUUAAUGUGUAAAAGCACAUAAACAUUGAUUAUAAACUGAGAAUAUCUUAAAAAUUGUCAUAUUUUUGCAAAUGAAAUGUCAUGUCCAGUCAAAGCGUUUAUAGUUAAAACAUGAUAAAUGCUGUGUAGUGAAAUUUAUAGUUUUAAUGUUUAAAUCCACUUAAUAAAUUGAGAUUAUGUUAAAAAUUUCAUAUUCUUAGAAUUAAAGUGUCUUUAUUAUAAACCUGAGAUAAAGAAGAAACGUGAAAAACCUUGAAAUGUGAACCUUAAAUUAAUAAACACCAGAUGUCUAAAAGAACUUUGUAAUAUCUUGUUGUUUAAUAGAAUUAUUGUAUUUUUACUUAUUUUUAUGUUGCAUAAUUUUUAAUAGCUUGUAUAUAGAAAUAACCACCCUAUGAUCAUCAUUAAACUGAAAAUAAUAGAUAUGUUUCACAUGCUAUAUGCAAAACAGUUUUAAAAUAUAUAUAUAAUACAACUAUCACUGUUAUUUGUUGGAUUCUUGAAACGUUUCUGUGAUAAAUAGACAAUAUUUUUCAAGCUUAGCUUAUAUUCGCACAAUUUUAAAACUAUUUGUUUUAAGCUUAUA